Messenger RNA from Aedes albopictus (Asian tiger mosquito), 8658 nucleotides. RefSeq names its product diacylglycerol kinase 1 (gene Dgk). Gene Ontology annotation, cellular component: plasma membrane. Bases 2169 to 5561 code for a protein of 1130 amino acids. NCBI's taxonomy places the organism in Eukaryota, Metazoa, Arthropoda, Insecta, Diptera, Culicidae. Gene Ontology annotation, biological process: lipid phosphorylation; diacylglycerol metabolic process; intracellular signal transduction. The transcript is spliced from 21 exons. The record is from RefSeq and is a predicted model, not a curated record. Gene Ontology annotation, molecular function: ATP-dependent diacylglycerol kinase activity; calcium ion binding.
UUCGGUACGGAUUCUCGCCGCGAUCGGAGUUGGAAAAAGUUUCGGAAAAGCUCUUGAACCGCGUUCGGUCGAACCGCCUAGAUCAAACCACCCCAGAGUCAGUGAGAGGUGUGAGUGGAAGUGUAAAAGUGAAAAUCAAGGUUGAAACCGUGCGACACGUGCGACGCGGGAGGAGAGUGUGGGGUUUGCUGGUGCGAAGAAUCGGUACUUCCGGUUGUGUCAACACGCCGCACCGGACUGAAGUGACUGCCUAACGGACCGUGCUGGACUGGAUAAGGGUGGGAAUAGUGCGCAAGCUUUCACCCUGCUGGUGGUCUAAGGAUAAUAACUGAAUUGUUGAUGUUCAUCACCGUUUGAGUCGCUGCCCGUCCGCGACCGUUCGUCCUAGCAGCGCACACCUUUCUUCAAUUGAUUGAGCUCUAUUCGGAGUGGGUGGGUUGUAUCCGAAGUGGUGUUGGUUCGUUACGCUUUUGUGAAGCACAUGGAACGACAACGCUAGGCAGCGUAGCGCAGCGAGGCAGUCAUCAGUGAGCCUGUCCAUCGCAUUUGUGUCUCGGAAAUCUCGCCAAUAUAUCGUCAAUCGUGGCGUCAAGAUGCAUCCGAACCAAUUAAUUGGCACAUCGCGUGCCACCACGCUACUGGCGAGCGUGCUGGACCGAGCAGCACAGUAGAGUCCCAUAUUUCACACCUUCUUCCUUCUUUGGGGCACGCUUAAUCAUCUCCACUGGCAGUCUUGACAUACGUGUUGACGAUAGAGACGUUUGUUCCCUGUGGGAAACUCAUCCUCGGUUGAUUUGGGCCGCGCUGCUGGUGAGUGACACUGGGCGCCUGGCGUCGUGAGAUUCACACUACACGCACGUGGUGAGAGAAAGAGUAUUGCCAUAGCUCACGACGAUGACGACGACAACGCGGCGGUAGAUGAGCGAGUGCUGCACUCCAGUUCACGACGACGACGACGGACGGAUGCCAAGCUGGCCUACCCGCAGAACGCUGCUGUAGUUCUUGUCGUGAUCCCGUAGCGUGAAGUCGUGUUCGCAAACUGCUGCAUAACAGCUGGCUCACUUUGAAGCCAUACUUAAUGGUGGUACUGUGGAAGGUGUCAGUUCAGUACUUUAUAGUGUCAGAAGAACAAAAAUGCCUCUCAAGUGACAAGUGGGUGUGUGUAUGAAUGCAGAAGGUGCUGGCCGGGUGUAAUCUACGGCCGUAAUUGAAAUAUUUGCGUGUAAUAAAUUGAAGAUAGAAGGCGGCUCGCGACCCGUCCGUCCGGCGUGCUUCAGUGCUCUCGGUGUCCAACGAAUGAGCCGAAAAGUGUGGGUGGGGUGUCAGUAGCAAGCAGAAGCAGCCAGCAGUCAGUCAGUGGUGUCAGUUAUCUUCCCCCAAGCGGUGUUAGUUGGACGGGGAAGACUAGUGAAGAACCAGAAGAAGAGACCGUGAGGAAGAUUUUUGGAACCGCCGAUGACGCUCACAGUGGGAAAAUGUAAAGUGAGAAAAGGUUUUUUCAAUGCCGCUGGAUUUAAUUAAUCUGGAGAAUCAAUUUCCUAAGUGAAAAUAUAUAAUCGAAUAAAACAGUUGUCGUUAGAUUCAUCCAUCAAAAGUGAAGAAAAAUGGAAACCGGUGAAGUACUGGCUAAUGCCUAAAUCGCGUAUCGUGUAUUUGACCGUAUACCCACUACUGUAUAAACGUAAGCCAGAUUCCAGACCACCAGAAUAUUUCGUGAAUUUUGUCGGGGUAGUGCAUUUCCUCCUGCGUGAGGUCUCACUCCAACAACAACAACAACAAGGUGCGAGAGGUGAAAAGUGAAACCACAGUGUAUAACCCUACUGUUUGCCAACGGCAAGCGUUUUGUGAAGAAGACUGCGCUAUCGGUGCGUGUGGUGGGGCAUAGUGGCCAAGAGGGGAAAGAGAGGAGUUGUUUUCCCAACGUCACCGACACGCGACACCGCAAUUCGUUUGGCUCGCUACUGCUGUUUCCGGUAAACUAGCCUGGCUGGAACGGUAUGCAAAGGUAUCUCGUUGCUUCGAGUUUCUAGUAGAAAUGGUGGAUGCAUAACCGCAUGAGGAAAAACCAAAAACCAGCAGUAGCAGCAGUUCAGUUUAGGAGAAUUUUGUGAAAUACUAGACAAACAUCGUCAUACGAGGAGAAUAGUUACAGAUCAAACCGCGUAGAAAUGGCAUCCACAGUUCCCAAGUGGGAAAAGCUCUCGCCAAGUGAAUUCCAACAGCUGCAGGACCUCGCCUCGUAUUCCACCAAAAAGCUGCAAAAUGUGCUGCAGGAUUUCUGCUCCCCAACGACACCAUCGGCGUCUCGAUUUCACCCGGAUGGGGACGUCGACUAUGAGGGUUUCCGGAAAUUUCUGGAUGCGUUCCUCGACUGCGAAACGCCGGAGGAGCUGACGCGGCAUCUGUUCAUAUCAUUCCUGAAGCCGGCCCUGUAUCACGGCGGCCAUGGCAAGGCGCUCAGCCAGAUGGCGGCGAUCAGCAGUAAUGCCGCCUGCGCACCCGUCACGUCCCACAAUCGAGGGUCCAUUCCCAACCUGAACAACAUCAUCGACCUGCCGACCCCGCAGCCUUCGCAGGAAUCGCAGCGCAACAGUUUCGUCGAUCGGAUACAGCACGGCAUCGCGGACAAGCUUCAAUCGCUGGGCCACCUGGGACAUGGUGACACCAGCGACGGCAGCAGGCAGGGCAAAAGCGGAACAGUGCACCCUAUGCUGACGGUGACACCCAGCCCGAUGGGAGGUAGCAGCUCGAUAUUGCCGGCACCGUUCCGGCGGUCGGCCGAUUCCAGCCCAUCGCACAGCCACAGUCACAGCCACUCGCAGAUUUCCCGGAAUUCGUCUCGCAAGAGCAACAAUUCCGUCAACUGUCGGAUAGAAGACAUUCGGUUACUUCCCCGAAAGCAAUCCUAUUUGGACCCGAUGCUGUUCAAGGUGCCACUGAAGGAUGUCGUGUGCUAUCUGUCGCUGUUGGAAGCUGGCCGGCCGGAGGACAAGCUGGAAUUCAUGUUCCGGCUGUACGAUACCGACAGCAACGGAGUCCUGGACACGACCGAAACGGACGCUAUCGUAAAUCAGAUGAUGUCAGUGGCAGAGUACCUCGGCUGGGAUGUGUCCGAACUGAGACCGAUUCUGCAAGAUAUGAUGACCGAAAUCGACUACGACGGCGAUGGGUGCGUUUCGCUGGAGGAAUGGCAACGAGGAGGGUUGACCACCAUUCCACUGCUGGUGCUGUUAGGUGUCGAUAAUACUCUCAAAGAGGACGGCUACCACGUGUGGCGGUUGAAACACUUCAGCAAGCCGGCCUACUGCAAUAUGUGCCUCAACAUGCUGGUCGGGCUGGGCAAGAAAGGACUCUGCUGCGUGCUGUGCAAAUACACCGUCCACGAGCGGUGCGUCCAGCGUGCCCCGGCAUCCUGCAUCGCCACCUACGUCAAGUCGAAGAAAUCGAAAACCAGUUCCGUGUUUCAGCACCACUGGGUCGAGGGCAACUGCUACGGGCGAUGUUCCAAGUGUCGAAAACGGAUCAAAGCGUACAACGGCAUCACCGGACUGACCUGCCGCUGGUGUCGGAUGAUGCUUCACAACAAAUGUGCCUCUCUGGUGAAAGCGGAAUGUUCCUUGGGAGAAUUUGCCAACAUGGUGCUACCACCGACGGUCAUCUGUCCCGCAGUCCUGGAUCGACAAAAAUCCAUCAACUACGCCACUAGCCGGGGCAAGAACGUCCCUUCAACGAUUCACUUCCAAAUCACCGCCACCGAAAACAUCUGUCCCCUGUUGGUGUUCAUCAAUCCGAAAAGUGGCGGCCGUCAGGGGGACCGAAUUCUCCGUAAGUUUCAGUACCUGUUGAACCCCCGGCAAGUGUACGAUCUGUCCAAGGGUGGUCCACUGGAGGGACUGACCAUGUUCAAGGAUGUUCCUAACUUCAUGGUGAUAUGUUGCGGAGGGGAUGGCACCGUCGGGUGGGUCCUAGAAGCGAUGGAUUCCAUCGAACUGCAGUGUCAGCCUUCGGUGGGGGUGAUACCCUUGGGGACUGGGAAUGACCUGGCGAGGUGCCUGAGGUGGGGUGGUGGAUACGAGGGUGAAAGUAUUCCUAAGAUAUUGGAUAAGAUUCAGAGGUCUUCGGUGGUGAUGCUGGAUCGGUGGAGCAUCGAGGUGAAAAACCAUCCGACGAGUAACGAAGAGACGCCCGUAAUUCCGACUCAUAAGGUACUACAGGUUACGCUUUCGGAGAAUGUACAAAAAGUGAUAGAACUGUCGCAUAGGAUAAUAGUGGAAAAAUCUGUGAUUCAAUCGUAUGACGAAACCAAAAAUAGUACAAAAACAACCGAGAUAUCGAUAGAGAACACGAAACGAGUGGUUCUGAGUGACAAUAAUGGAACGACAGCCACCACGAUGCACCAGCACCAACAGUCGGCCUCGAUGAUGACAACGUCACUAUCCUGCUCCUCCUCGAAGGAAAUUACUCAGCAAACAACCGGCAACGGGGACAUUGGCAAAACGCUGCCACCACACUCGGAAACGGUCGUUAAUGGCACCAGCCAGUGUCAAGCGGAAGUCAUCAAUGGCGGCAGCGGCUGUGGCUGCAAUGGUGACCGCUCUCCGUCUCCAUCCAACCACAGCAAAGACGUCGUCGACGGGGACAACGAUAAGACACGUGCUGUCGUUACCGCCUGCCAGUGCCAUCAUAAUCACAACCAUACGGAUGCGCCUCGGUCCCAGGAGGAGGAGGAGGAGGAGGAACACGGGAAGCCAGGCACGCCAACAACGCCGACCACGACGACGGCUACGGUUCCACCGACACCGCAGUCAGCCAAGGAGAAAAUUGUUGACCUGCCCAAGCUGAUAAAGCCACAAGCCGCGGCGUCGGAAUUCACCGUCCCCUAUAACAUUGUCAACAACUACUUCUCCGUGGGUGUGGACGCGGCCAUCUGCGUUAAAUUCCAUCUGGAGCGCGAGAAAAAUCCCCACAAAUUCAACAGCCGAAUGAAGAACAAGCUGUGGUAUUUCGAGUACGCCACAUCGGAAACGUUUGCCGCAUCGUGCAAAAAUCUGCACGAGAGUCUGGAAAUUGUGUGUGACGGUGUCUCGCUGGAGCUUGCCAACGGUCCCCAGCUGCAGGGCAUUGCGCUGCUCAACAUCCCCUACACCCACGGCGGAUCGAACCUGUGGGGCGAAAAUCUGUCCCAGAAGCGGAUGCGCAAGGGCCCGUUCCGGAAAAAGCUGAAAAACUCGGACAAAGAGCUGUCGGCCAACAGUUUCAACUCGGUCGAUCUGUCGAUUGCCAUUCAAGACAUCGGUGACCGACGGAUAGAGGUUAUUGGAUUGGAAAAUUGCCUGCACAUGGGUCAGGUGCGGACCGGGCUGAGGGCAUCGGGUCGACGGUUAGCCCAGUGCAGCGAGGUGGUCCUAACGACAAAGAAAACCUUCCCCAUGCAGAUUGACGGCGAACCGUGGAUGCAGGGACCGUGCACGAUACGACUCACCCACAAAAACCAGGUCCCGAUGCUGAUGGGACCCCGCUCGGAGAAGACCGGUGGCUUUUUCAACUUCCUGAAGAGAUGACUAUCGAAGAAGCCCGACACGGACACCCCCUCGAACGAGGGCUAGCCAAGCGCCAGCCUCUCGGACGCGUAACGAUGACGACGCUGAACGGGGGGAAGAAGCAAGCGACCGGAUUGGGCUUCGAAGUCAGGCCAACAUCCCUGGACCCUGGAAAGGAAGUAAAACAUAGCUUUAACACCACGUGGAACCAAAUAAAUCAAACCAACCAAACAAAACGGUAGAUGAAAACGUAGUUUUUACAACCAUACGACUGGAUGGACGGCAUGGGCGUCUGUGCCACCGGGAUGGACGAGGGGAAGGACACUAUUCGUGCACAGACAGUUCCUGAAGGCUUUAUUCAAACCAAAAACUCUACUACACAUAGAAUAGGAGCGGUAGUUUUCCUACAUGAGCAUUUACACAACAGAGACAAGAAAGCCCUCCCGUACUACACACAUCUGUAUAAUAUAUAUCCUCCCUAGGCUUAAGUAGGAACGAUUUAAUUAAGGAGCACGAUUUCGUAUCGAAAUUCGUUACUAUGGAUAGCAUGUGCCAUCUAGGUUCAAAGAGUUUUAAGAAUGGUAGAAGUAGACGGAAGAAUGUAAGAGUAUUCAUGAAACACAAAACGAAUACGACUUAGGCUUUCGGAUCAACUUGUUGGCGGCAAAUAUCAAACAACGAUUACAAAAUUUCAAUAAAUUCUCCUUUUUUUCAAUGGAUUUUCAUGCAGAAUAACAUAUCUAUAAGUUAUAACCAUUAAUUAUCUUCUUCAACGUUUUACAUCAUCUAAAACCACAAGUUGAUCCCACACAUUUUAUCUACACUUCAUUCAUUACAUCACACAGCAUGACAACAGCUGAUACUGAUACUUCCCGCGCGUAACUAAAGCUUAACCAUUUCCAUAUUGAGGGUCAUUGUGCUAUCGAAGUGUGAGGAUAAUUACCGCAAAGGACGAAACUCAUUAGCAUAUUGUAGUAGAGCAUAAUAUAGUUUCAUGGCAAGACAACCUGGGGCACAAGACAAAAACUGUAGCAACAGUUCAUUGUAAUCCGACGGAACGAUAUCAAAUCAUUAUAUCAGAGAGGUUAAACAACCACCACAUCGGCGACAUCUGUUGUAUCUGUACAACUCUGAAUCGAAUCUAAAUUGCCGUUCUAAUCUUUAAUCUCGGUUUGGGCUGGGUGGUGGUCGAAUGCGAAUUUCUGUUUCGACAGGUGUGUUAAUGUAGAGCUGCCCACUAAUUCGUUAAUAGCUGUAUGAUCGACAAUGGAGCUAUCGGUUAUUAUUGUUAUCACUGUUGAAUUAACUAUAGUUGUUGGAGGGGGAAUUUUAGCGCUAUUAUACUCAUGUGUUAUUGUUCUAGCAAAGUGGAUACGAAAACAAAACUAGAAAUCUAUAUCAGUCUCCGAUUCUACAGAAAGGAGGACAUGCUCGGUUUAUGUGCUUUAAAUUAGAUCUUUAAGAAGAAAGUGAUUUACGGUUAGCUUAGUGUGAAGAUGAGGUCUAUGGAGUACUUUUAAGUAGGGUCAUAAUUAACAUCAUGUUAAUAAAUAUGUACUACUCUGUGAUUGACUUGGGAACUGGGGUAUGACUCUGAACCUUCAAGGUUCACUUUAUAGUAUUCCUAGCUUGACUAAGCUAAUUUCUUAUUUGGCCACUUCCUUCCGUUCAUCGAGGAGUGGGAAGGAAGGUUAGUAAGCCGUUACAACUUUAGUACUAGGAUUUAUUUAGUGGAAAGUGUAGAAACGUUACAUGACAUUGAUUCACCUUAUUAAGAGAUUCGAUAAUUAUGUCUUCUAACUAACAUGCUGAAUGUGUAACUGAUCCAGGAAUUUCGUGAUUAACUGCUUCAAAAAUUAAUUCAUGGAUUCUGUUAUGAAUACCUUCAAAGGUUCUAGCAAAAAAUCCUCCUUCAGGAAUUUCACUAAGAGGACGUCCCCUAUCUUUAUUCAAUUGUGAAUACCGUUGGGAUUGCUGUCGUGAUUCUCUUCAGAGCUUCUGCCAAGAUUUCUGUCAGGUAUUCCUCUAGAAAAUUUUCUAAAAUUCCUCCUGGAGUACCAUCAGGGUUUCAUCAGUAGCUCCUCCUAGGAAUCCAUCAGGUACAACCACAUAGAUUCCGACAGAAACUCCUUCAGUUAUUCCAUCAAAAAUUCCUUUGGGGAUUCAGUUAUGAAAAUUUUCAGAGAUUCUGUCAACUUUUUCCACAGAGAUUCCAGCGAUUCCAUCAAAAAUAGCUUCGAAAAUUCUUUCAGAAAUCUUCCACGGAUUCCCUCGAUAACUAAUCCAAGAAUACUGUAACGGUUUGGCUUCGCAGUCUUAUGGGGAAUGGAAAACACUAGUUUUUGAUUAUUCCCGACGUUUCGGUCGACUUGUAUUUCUCUUUGAAAAAUGCUGAUCAGUACCCGAGCAGGAGAAAAUAGCUGUAGAAUUCCAGACUCAGGUAUGGAAAACCGAAUAACUACAACCUGAAUGAGGUAUUAAGAAGCCCUGCAUAAGAGGUAAAAUACUUAAAAUAAUAACUGGUGUGUAUUCUGCACAUAACACGUGAAUAAUGACAUCAGGUAUGGCAAUACCUCAAUAAUAAUCGACGAUUUUUCCAUACAAAGAGCGAUUUUUCCAUAAUUGAAUACCUUAAAACCUCAAGCAGUCCUCAACACCAAACCAAUAACUCGUCGAGGUAUUUUAUAAAUACCUAGAAAAUACCAAAAUAAGUUAAGUUUAGUCCUUGGGUAACCGACCAAUAUCUCGUCUUGGUAUGAUACCUGACUUUGGUAUGCUGCAGUUAUGUUAUGAAUCAUAGUGAAGAAGGCUGUACAAGCAGUGGAGGUCCCACAGAAGCGAAAGGAGUUUCAGCGAGUAGAAGCUUACCAGUGACGACGGCACAUGCCAAUCACUAGGCAGAAGAGGUCUGGAUAAUGAUGGAAAACCGUGAACUUAACCGUCGCGAAUGGCAGCCGAUUGAGAAAUGCAGCAGUCUGUAUUGCGAUAUUUCGCUUUUGAAUGAAAAGCAGUGCGGCUUUCUCCCGGUUAUUCUGCCGAUGAAGAACCCCAUUAUCUGGAAGUUAUUGGAGUACUACCACCCGCAGGCGGCUCACCGGCUCACGCAAAUGCAGAGACC